Bactrocera latifrons is the source of this 2191-nucleotide messenger RNA. Its product is annotated as peroxidase. The record is from RefSeq and is a predicted model, not a curated record. Lineage: Eukaryota; Metazoa; Arthropoda; Insecta; Diptera; Tephritidae. Gene Ontology annotation, biological process: response to oxidative stress. Gene Ontology annotation, molecular function: heme binding; peroxidase activity.
AUGCUUUCUAAGACCAGCAUAUUCAUCUAUAUUAUAUUAGUGACAAGAGUCCUAAUUUAUGGAUUCACUAAAGUUUCAAAUUCAGCUUACCAUAUUAUUCACAAUGAUCAUCCAAUUCAAGAAGUGUUUGGAUUUCUUCGAGAGAACGCGCCCCGCUAUCGAAGUCCGCCUCCGCCACCAAUGCUACUUUCAAAUAGAAUACAAGGCACAACGUCCUCUGCACCCACGAACCCAUUUGCUCAGUUCAAUCCUUCUUAUGGCGCGCAUUUCCCCAUCGGUGGUGUAGCAAUAUGUGCCAUGGCUCCUCCUACUUGCGAAAAUUCGGUAUAUAGAACCAUGGAUGGAUCCUGUAAUCAUCUGGAUAACCCCGCAUUGGGAGUUGCGAAUUCAAGGUACGGACGCCUUUUAGCACCGAAAUACGGAGAUGGAAUUUCAUCACCAACGCGCACAUUAAUUGGAGAAGAUCUGCCAAAUGCGAGACUUAUUUCACUUGUUGUCUUCGGUGAGAUGGACGUUCCGGAUCCGCAAUUUACUUUAAUCAAUAUGCAAUGGGGUCAGAUAAUGACACACGAUAUGAGUAUGCAGGCAGGAGGAACGCAAGCCAGAAAACAUCCAACUCGAUGCUGUACUGACGAUGGUCGUUUAAUAGCAUCGAAUGAAGCUCCCACAACAUGCUAUCCUAUAAUUGUGCCACCCAAUGAUCCCGCAUACUCUCAAAUAGGAACUGAGUGUCUGGACUUCGUGCGAACACUAACAGAUCGUGACAUUAAAUGUCUAUAUGAACAAGGCCCAGCAGAACAGUUGACUGCUGUGACAUCAUAUGCUGAUCUCUCAUUAGUUUAUGGAAAUUCUAUACAACAAAAUAGUGAGAUACGGGCUUUUCAAGGCGGUCGCAUGUCAGUUGAUCAAAGGAAUGGUGCAGAAUACUUACCCCCUUCUCGAAAUGCUUCUAGCGAUUGUGAUUCUGCUCCACCUGGGGAGGUCUGUUAUCAAGCUGGUGACAUUCGUGUAAAUCAAAAUCCUGGUUUGGCGAUUUUACAUACUAUUUUACUCAGAGAACACAAUCGCAUUGCCGAUGUACUGGCAAAACUUAAUCCUCAUUACAAUGAUCGCACACUAUUCCAAGAGGCACGCAAAAUAAAUAUUGCUCAAUACCAACAUAUUAGUUACUACGAGUGGUUGCCCAUAUUCCUUGGAUCCGAAAAUAUGUUAAAAAACAGACUAAUUUACAAAACCUCAUCCAAAAAUUUCAUUAACGAUUUUGAUAGCGCAAUUGAUCCAUCAGUCUUGAAUGAACAUGCGACUGCUGCUUUUAGAUAUUUCCAUUCACAAAUAGAAGGUCGUCUUGAUUUGGUUUCUGAAUUGCGAUCAGUUUUUGGAUCACUUCGCUUAAGCGAUUGGAUGAAUCGGCCAUCCAUAAUUGAGGUCGGCGACAAUUUCGACUCAUUAACCCGAGGCCAUUCAACACAACCCGAGGAGCUUACCGACAUCAAUUUCGACAGGGAGAUAAAGCACUUCUUAUUGAGACGCAACAUGCCUUUCGGUAGUGAUUUGAGAGCAAUUGAUAUCCAGCGGAAUCGGGACCAUGGAUUGGCGUCUUACAACGAUUUAAGAGAAUUUUGUGGAGUAAAGAGAGCAAAUAGAUGGGAGGAUUACAGCGAUCUUAUUGAACUCGAUGUUAUUGAAAAAAUGAAAACCUUGUACGCAAGCCACGAGGAUGUGGAUCUGACGGUGGGAGGAGCUGUGGAGGCUCAUGUGGCUGGCACACUUGCUGGUCCUACAUUCCUCUGUAUUCUUACAGAACAAUUCUAUCGUACACGUGUUGGCGAUCGUUUCUGGUACGAAAAUGGUGGCUCAUUAACUGGUUUUACUGAAGAACAACUAUCUGAAAUUCGCAAAGCCAGCAUAGCCCGUUUACUGUGUGAUAAUGGAAAUCAAAUCGCAUCAAUGCAGCCACAAGCUUUCAUACUUGUUUCUAAAUCAAACCCCAUUGUGCCAUGCGCAGAUAUUCCUCAAGUAGAUUUGACAAAGUGGAUUGAUCAGAAACCAUUUGUGCGCACAAGUGAUACUUUAAACGCAAUUCCAUAUAAUUAUGGUAAAUGAUGUAUCAGGCCAAGUGUAAGCACUUACUUUGAAGAGUAUUAUUCAAUAUCAAUAUAUAGUAUAGAAAAAUUUAUCUACUUAUUUUAUA